This is a messenger RNA of Seminavis robusta, 3549 nucleotides long. Lineage: Eukaryota; Bacillariophyta; Bacillariophyceae; Naviculales; Naviculaceae. The record is from the annotation of a GenBank genome assembly.
AUGCCUGAAGCAAAAACUAACAGACGUAAAUCAAUCCUCAAGAGGCUAAGCUUGAAGCCGUGGCUAGGUCGCUUGCGCCGAAAGUCAGCAGAAACAGGACUUCGGUCACCAACAGGUGUCGCUGAUAUUUUUCAAGAGCAUGUCGAUGACGCACCUUUCAAAGAAAAACCUAGUACAAUUGUCCAAGACAUCAACGUGGAAAUACCCUCAUCGGGAGAAGAGAAUAAGGAGAACCUUCAAGUUGCCGCUAAAGUUCCUGCCAAUCAUGAUGUAGUGGAUGAGAAAAGAGGGACGAUCCUUCGAGAUUUCUCUUCUUCAAACGUCGUCGGCAGAGACCAUGCUGAUGCCUUUUCGGGCACCGUCUUCCUGCCGAGCUUUCAUCGAGUCAGUCCCUUGAGCUGGGGUAGCACCGGCAAUUCCAUUUUUGGGCAACAGAGUUCUAGCGCAAACAUUACCAGUUCGACGGAAGAUCAAGUUUCGGCAUCAUCAACAUACUUCACUCCGGUUAACAAAGAUGACAACGAAGUAAACAAUGAUGAGGUAGAAGAAGAUAAUGAGAAAGAAUCUGAUGAAGCCAAGGAAUGGGCAAACGGCAGAUGCAUGGUAGAAGAAUCGGAUACUACUGACGCUGUGGUUGGUGAUCAGGAGAGCGCACAAGACCCCGCACAAGUUUCAUCCUUGGGCCCGCAGAUCGGUACCCGUAUGAAUAAUGGACAGCCAGAAGUCAAGGGCAACGCUGGAAUGACCAGAAGUGGAGAAACGGAUGAAGACGAAGUUGGUAUGCCUAGCACCGGAGACUUAGAUGUAGAGGAAUAUUUAGAUCAAGGCAGCGACGAAGAUAAAGCCACCCCAAGGAAGACGAAGGCGCCAUUCAAGGAAGACUCUCACGUUGACAAUGACGCACAAUUAACAGAUGAUUUUGAUAUUCAAACAGUAGGGUCCUUUGAAACUGCCAUCCAGAGUGAACGGGAGACCAAAGCAAUAGUUCAAAAAGUGUUAGAUACUUCUUUGGACACGGUGCCUCAACCCUCGGAGCCAGACGACAAUUUAUGUGUGACCGCGAAAGGCACAGGAGAAUCACGCCAGACGGAACAAGGAGGCGUUGAUGAUGAGGAUCAACACAAAUGCACAAGUGGGAUCACAGAGACGAAGGCGGGAACCUCCCCAGGGCAAGAUGACAAUGAUGCGCCCGAAAAUCCUAAUGACGGUAACGAAACCGAAGCAGAGAAGGAUCAAGAAACCCCACAAGACGAUGAUGUGCACGAAAAUCCCGGAAUGGAAACCAACAGAAACAAAACCGAAGAAGACAAGGACGAAUCAACCCUUGCUGAUCAGGCUGAUGAAAGCAUGAAUCCAGAGGAAUUGUUCAAGAAAGGAGAAACCGUGCUUGUGGACAUCGUGAAGGGGAAGUAUAAAAGUUCCAAACAAGCGAAGAUCAUUGACAUUAGGAAGCGUAUCAAGCUCCUCAUCAGUGGCGAAGAGCACUGGCUCAACCGAUCGUCUCUGGAGUUCAACGGGAAAACAUUUCCAGACCACGUAGAUCAGGGCGCACAGCAGAAACCAAACAAGACGGCGCCGAAUCCUCCAGAGUCUUGCACAUUCCAGAUCCAGAUCUACGAAAGGGUCAACAUCGUCAAGGGAAAAUAUGAGGGCCAAAGCGGCACUGUCAUGGAGAUAAAAACCAGGAUUAAAGUAUUGCUUGAUGGAACUGGCGAGAAUCCGUGGUUAGCCAAGACAUCCUUGGACGGUCUUGGCGUACAAGCAGACCCAAUCCCGACACAGAGCCAGGCAAACGGAACAUCGUCAGAGAAACCCAGCGGCACCAAAAGGGAGACGUCAACUGGACGAACCAGCGGAACCUCGAGGGCAAGGUCGAAAACUACUAAUCCUGCAGCUUCGGCAUUGAUAAAUGAAGAUUGGCGUAUCGCGAACAGCGAAAAAGGUGGCGACAGCUUUGGAGCGUGGCGAGUGUUUAAACUUAAACUCAAAUCGAACCCUGAAGAAGCAAACCUGCUGUCUCAUUGGUUGCAAGGUAGAAUGCUUAUCUGCGAGAUUCCUUUGGACAAAGAAGAGCUGCCGGUGCUUACUGAAUCCCCUCCGAAGAUAGUUGAAAAAGACGGGUCAAAAUUCGAGCUGAUCGUUUCUAAAAUCCAAAGCGAUGGGGACAGAGUAGCUCCUGCUGGUGCGCCUGCAUUGCAGUGCAUUCAUCUGUAUUACUGCCAAGUGGAAGGUCCGGGUUUGCAGCCGAUCGCGCUUCAAGAGGAGCUCGAGAGAAUCGCCGACUUCGGCGGCCUCAAUCCGGCAAAGGUUUGUCCCAGGUUGGAGCUGCUUGUGAGCCCUGCAUACAAAUGUACGGCAAAACGCCAAGAUGGAAAGACCCACAGCAUCUUUGUCCUAAAGCAGAGUACCUUUGGUGAGAUUGAAGAAAACGGCAACGAAGGUUGUGGUUUCAUCUCCAGAGACUUAUUGGAAGAGUUCCUUGGCAACGGGGUAGCCGCAAAGCGCACAUAUGCCAUUCAAGUGAGAGGUUUCUCUGCCCUUGGUAUGUUCAAAGGCAUGCUGGUCACCAAGCUUAUGACACCAGGCGAACCCGCCAUCCAGAUUCCUUCAUCAAUGAUUGUGGUAGGUCCUUCGAGGUCGAGUGACCCUGAAGAGAAAGCGCUUCUUAUUAUCAACCGGAAUGGUGUCCACCCCAACAACACCAACCGGCAAUUGGGCAAGGUUUUGCAAGGAGAUGGCGCCUGCAAAACUUUCAAAGACCAGCAAGGAAAGAAGAAGAUCUCCGAAAUGUUCCACCGGCUUUGGACUGGAUUGGGCGUUCCCAAGGAAACUCUCCUCGAGUACACCAAGCGAUGCAGAAAAGUAGAAGAGCAAAACCAUGGAUUUGUAGUUGGGCUUGCAGACCCAACGUCCGAACUGCCCCAUGGCACUGUCUUCAUUCCCGGUUUGGACCACACAGGUGAAAUUUUUGUUACUCGGUCGCCUUGUAUUGAAACAUCAGAUGGCAGAUUGGUCCCUGUCGUCACUUCAAAACCAGACCAGAUGUCAGCAGAAAACUGGGAAAUGCUGCAAGAGCUCCCGUUUGGUGCAAUCAUCUUUUCCAAUCCCAAGCCAGGUAUGACUCCAAUGCCUGUCCUGAUCGCUGAUGGUGAUCUAGAUGGCGACCUCUACUUCAUCUGCUGGCAUAAACCUAUCAUCGAGCAAGUCACGGUGAAGCCCAUGGUCGACGUGCCAUAUAAUGACAGCAAGAAAGCCUUCCCAUAUCAGCGUGAUUGGCUGUCAAGCGCACAAGAGCGUAUGGUCGAUGCUGAAGCGUCUCUGAAAGUGGCACAGGUCAUUGGUAAGCUUUACAAUAAGGCCAUCAAGAUUGCACAAGAAGCAAAAGAGUCCUCCAACUUCCUCGAGGAUAAGGACUACCGAGCAUAUGCCAAGGCGUACAAAGAGUCUCUCAAGAUUGGAAAGCACGGAGGUAAGGUGCCUCUCCCAGCGCGACUUCAUGACCAGCUGCCUUCAAAAUUUCGUGAUAUCCUGGCGGACACUGAGGGGUAG